CCAGCACCCUUCUCGACGGAUGCCUGUUGUGAGAGGAUUAGGAAACAAAUUGAUUAUUCAAAUAAAAUAACGAAGGAGGAAGCUAAGGAGGGCAAAAACAAGAGACCAGUGAGGAUAUAUGCAGAUGGCAUAUACGACAUGUUCCACUCUGGGCAUGCCAGACAACUUAUGCAAGCCAAAGCAGUCUUCCCAAGUGUUUACCUGAUUGUUGGAGUAUGCAACGAUGAACUGACGUGGAAGAUGAAAGGACGAACGGUGAUGAAUGAGAAGGAGAGGUACGAUGCCGUGCAGCACUGCAGGUACGUUGACGAGGUCGUGGCCGAUGCCCCCUGGCAGAUUGAUGAGGAUUUCAUGCAGCACCACAAGAUAGACUUUGUGGCCCACGAUGACUUGCCUUAUGGAUCGAGCACAGAAGAGGACAUCUACAAAUGGCUGAAGGACUCUGGCAGGUUCGUGGCCACUGAGAGGACAGAGGGCAUCUCCACCACUGACGUCAUCGCCCGCAUCAUCAAGGACUACGACAUCUACGUCAGGAGGAACCUCGCCAGGGGGUACACUGCCAAGGAGCUCAAUGUCGGGUUCAUGAAGGAGAAGACGAUUCAGUUGCAGUCGAAAGUUGAGUCGGUCAGAGGUAGGAUGAUGGACAAGGGUCACGAACUCAUCAACAAGUGGGAAGAGAAGUCGAGAGAGUUCAUAUGCAACUUCCUCGAACUCUUUGGCAGGGACGGAAGGAUUGUUAGUGCUUCGUUGAUGUUGUUGUUGUUGUUGGUUGUUGUUAGAUGCAGUAGUCGUAGUUGUUCUUUGUAG
Messenger RNA from Helobdella robusta, 807 nucleotides. RefSeq lists its product as hypothetical. The record is from RefSeq and is a predicted model, not a curated record. The annotation marks the transcript as partial. The transcript is spliced from 5 exons. Gene Ontology annotation, biological process: CDP-choline pathway. Lineage: Eukaryota; Metazoa; Annelida; Clitellata; Rhynchobdellida; Glossiphoniidae. Gene Ontology annotation, molecular function: phosphatidylcholine binding; choline-phosphate cytidylyltransferase activity.